Molecule: messenger RNA, 996 nt
Organism: Paramecium primaurelia
Lineage: Eukaryota; Ciliophora; Oligohymenophorea; Peniculida; Parameciidae
Source: the annotation of a GenBank genome assembly
UAUAUAUAUGACAGAAAAGGAAUAACAAUUCAAACCCUUCUUAAUAGCAUUUUAUUCAGGUCUUGCAUCUAUGGUAGGCGAUAUGAUUAUGUUUCCUUUUGAUACCAUUGGAACAAGAAUCAAAGCACAUAAGUCUGAGUUCUUGGGGAUGAAGCAAGGAUAUAAUCUUAUUGUUAAGAAUGAAGGAUUUAAAUAUUUAUUCAAAGGGUUUUCCACAACAGUAAUGGGUAAUUUGUAUUAAUUAUCAAUAGGUUCAUUUAUACCAUAUGGUUCAUAUUUUUUAGCUUAUGAGUAUAUGAAUUAUUAUGCAAUCAAAUUAACAAAAUGCUUAGAGAAAGACGGAGAAAAAAGUAAGCUUAAUUUAUUGAUUCCUCUUAUCACUUCACCAUUAGCCGAAGCUGUGUCAGUCAUAAGUAUAAAUAUAUAACUAUUAAGCCUACAUACCUUUUGAUACUUUAAGAACCAGAAUGUAGAUGAAUGUUCCUGAAUAUAAUUAUAAAGGAAUAUUUUCAGGAUUAAUGGAAAUUUCUAGAAAAGAAGGUUGGAUUCGUUUAUUCUAAGCAUCUUAUUUAUACAUGGCCUCUGUAGUUGUAUAUACAACAUUCUAAAUGUGGUUCUAUGAAUUAUUGAGAUAUGAAAUCUUAAGAUAAAGGGAUGAUUAAACUUUACAUAAUCAACCUUUAGCAAUUCAUUAAUCUAUUAUUGCAACAAUGAUUUCAACUGCUCUGGCUGCAGCCAUAGUCAAUCCUGUUGAUUUUAUCAUUACUAGAUACUAACUUGUAGAUAGUAGUUAGCAAUAAUUAUCAGUGAAAAAUUUGGUUUUAGAAGCUUGGCAUUAAGAAGGAAAAAAAGCAUUUCUUAAAGGUUUAGGAACAAGAGUAUUUUAAUGCAGUUUAUUUUCUAUCUUUUAUUUUCCAGUUUAUGAUCAUUUUAAAUCUAAGUAUGGAAUCACUUUAGCAGAUUGAGUAAUGGAAUAAAAGUAUGACUUUGUAUAAU